AUGGUGGUCGUCCUCGCUCUCGGGCUGGGAAUUGUUUCUGUGAUCAUCAUCUGCUUGCUCUUGACUAUCAUCCUAAACCGAGGCAUUGGUCGCCAACCUAUCCCAACCCAAAAAACACACAUCGAGCGCCUGCGCAAACUCGACGCCGUCUCGCCCACACGCACGCUCGAACAGUGGUGGAUAAACGUCAAGAAGCCGGUGCCACAGGGCGACGACGACAGUCAAUUCGUAUGUGUGGUCUGUCUAGAACCCGUCCUGCAGUGCCAGGAGAUCCGCGAUCUCAAAUGUCUGCACGUCUUUCACAAGGAAUGUCUUGAGCGCUGGUACCUCGGUGAUCACUUCAACUGUCCGCUCUGUCAUCGCGCGUAUUUCACCCAGGAUUCGCAGCCGCGGAACGAGUUUGUCUGGAUGGUUUGA
Messenger RNA from Penicilliopsis zonata CBS 506.65, 417 nucleotides. RefSeq lists its product as hypothetical. The record is from RefSeq and is a predicted model, not a curated record. The coding region runs from base 1 to 417 and encodes 138 amino acids. Gene Ontology annotation, molecular function: ubiquitin protein ligase activity. NCBI's taxonomy places the organism in Eukaryota, Fungi, Ascomycota, Eurotiomycetes, Eurotiales, Aspergillaceae. The transcript has 3 exons. Gene Ontology annotation, biological process: protein ubiquitination.